AUGCCCGUGGUCCCUCAGCUCUUCCCAGGUGUGUCCAUGCCUGGUCGCAAAGGGGAGGCCGCGGUCAGGGAAGUUCAGCGCUUCCUCCGGCAAUGGGACCGGAGCGGCUCCGCGGGGCGCACCCGCAUGCUGGCGGCUUUCGUGGCGCAGAACGCGGGCAGCACGGGCCCCGAGCUCGAGCAGCGGCUCGCGCACAUGGCCAGUUUACUGCUGGCGCGAGUUCAUGCGUGGAUGAGGCUGCACUACACGUGCGGGACCUGCCUGGGUGUGCAGCUCAGAUCAGUAGGUGUGUUCCUUUCUGCGCCAAGCAAUCACUCUUACCUAACAGAGUUCCUUGAAGUUGGAGGUGUUUUCACCAUCUUGGAUAUCAUAAAUCACAAACAGACCAGCGAUGGGGACAAAAGAGAGGCCUUACAUUUGCUACAGGCUAUCGCCAACGCAGGGCGAACAUACAAAGAGCUUAUCUGCGAAAGCUUGGGACUCCCAGUCAUUGCAAAAUGCCUCGGCAAAUCAAAAGUGGAGGAGACCCAGGAGGCUGCUGUUACACUGCUUCAGUCCUUGGCCCAUGGAAACCCCAAACACAAAAAUCACAUUUAUAUGGAACUGAUUUCCCUUUUGUCUUGCACCUCCACCAAGACUCAACAGCUUGUACUGCAGACCCUCUGUAUUGUACAGAAAACUUUGAAUUCAGCCCACUCAAGCAUUUUAGAGCCUUUGUUUAAUCUGCUGAAGUCAUUGAGCUCUGAAGUGCAAUAUGAAGCUCUUCAAUUAAUAAGAAUGUUAAAGGGUUAUGAAGUUAUUCCUGCACUGCUGAAGGGCUUAGUCACUUUGCUGAAGCCCAAGACAGAAAGGAUCCAGAAAAACGACAUGCUGGAAGAUCCAGAAAAUAUCACAGUUACUGAGGAAUUUCCAGCGUUCAUUCAGCAAGCAGCUGCAGCCAGAGCUAUAAGGAUGCUAUCCCAGGAAAGCCAGGAGAUGUCUGACGAGCUGCUCCGGCAAGGAGUGGUUCAUCAUUUGCUCUGUGCCAUGGGGAAUCAGAAUCAUGCUGAUGCCCAGAAACAGGCCAGCCUGGCCCUAGAGCAAUUUGUCCGUGUAUACCCAGUCGUGAAGGAGCAUGUGAGAAAAGCUAUGGGAUCGACUCUAUUUAAUUUGUUCGUGCACAAUGCUGAGGUUUUACACAUGAAGAUGGAUGAAAUUCAAGUGGACAUACUGUUAUCAAACAAAGUAAACAUUUCAGAAGUUCUCAAGGAACCGCCACACUGAGAAUUGAAUUUCACUGCAGAUCCUUUUUACAUAAAAUCUUGACUGUUAUUUUUGCUGAAUUUGCUGACAUGGCCCCUUUAAGGCAGAACUAUAGGAAAUAAUGCAGGCAGAAAACAACAGAUGAAACCCCCAGCCUGGAAACCAAUGCACUGUGCACUGGACCGCUACAAGGAGUCCUUCUACUCUCCCUCUCCACUCUCUCCCAAAUCUUUCAGACCAGCUGGUUACAUGUUCACAUUGAUAGUUCCUCAGCUUACAGCAGCUGACUGUUAAACUAGCUAGGCAGGGUCUGGCAGUGAAGAUCUGUCAAUCACUUCCCAAUGCCACAGCUUCACUGCUCAUGAGCUCAAAAAACACAAAUAAAGCUUUAAUACUUUUUUAUUACAGUGAACACUUUGUUUAAACAUUGAAAAUAACAAACCUUCAGAUCCAAGUAGACACUGGAGUUGUGGCCUGUUCCUAUUGAAUUGACAUUUUUGGUAUGUGGUAUGUCCAUUGACACUAGAAUCACAUGCCUGCAUGAAAAUCAUUUUGUUGAUGUAAGGCACUCAUUGUAUUUUUCUCUGAGAUGUACAGUGCUUUGGAGAAGAGUGUCUGCUAAAUGAAAAAAUGUAAACAUUCAUACUACACUGUUUCAAGUAGUUUAAGAUCAGGACUGUGAUUUGGCUAAUUGUAAAGUACAACCAUUCCUCAUGACAUUCAAGAUACAAGAUGUAAUAGGAUUAAUUUAUUCUAUGAAAUCACCCUGAUAGGUGUGAAGAGCAAAAAUGUAUGUGUACAUGCGUACUUUUUGACUUAUGCCUUAUGGCGGACUGGUGUCCCGUCUUGGAUAUGUCCCCUCCCCCUCCAGUCUUGUGCCCUGGGUUG
This is a messenger RNA of Scleropages formosus (Asian bonytongue), 2130 nucleotides long. It is a transcript of the gene armh1, whose product is annotated as armadillo like helical domain containing 1. Bases 1 to 1263 code for a protein of 420 amino acids. The transcript is spliced from 11 exons. The record is from RefSeq and is a predicted model, not a curated record. NCBI's taxonomy places the organism in Eukaryota, Metazoa, Chordata, Actinopteri, Osteoglossiformes, Osteoglossidae.